UCCGCUGUGGCGCAAGCGCGGCGGCCCGGGAGAGCGGCGCGGCCGGCGGCGGAAUGGUCCUACAGAGCGUGGCCCGCAUCGUGAAGGUGCAGCUCCCGGCCUACCUCAAGCAGCUCCCCCUGCCGGAAAGCAUCUCGGGCUUCGCCCGGCUCACAGUUUCAGAAUGGCUUCGGUUAUUGCCUUUUCUUGGUGUACUCGCCCUUCUUGGCUACCUUGCAGUCCGUCCAUUCCUCCUGAAGAAAAAACAACAGAAGGAUAGCUUGAUUAAUCUCAAAAUACAAAAGGAAAAUCCCAAGGUGGUGAAUGAAAUAAACAUUGAAGAUUUGUGUCUUACCAAAGCAGCUUAUUGCAGGUGUUGGCGUUCUAAGACGUUUCCUGCCUGUGAUGGGUCCCAUAAUAAACAUAAUGAGUUGACAGGAGAUAAUGUGGGUCCACUCAUACUGAAGAAGAAAGAAGUAUGACAGGAAUCAUUUAGGAUUGGCUCAAUUGUGUGCUGUAUAAUUUUACAACAAUGUUUUCUCAUGUUUUGUGUACAGAAACAUUUUAAUGGUGGUCUUAAUUAUCCAUAGUUGAAUAAUUAUUUCUGCCAAUUGUCUUCUUGCUACGCUAUUGCUUAUAUUUGAUACUUGUACAGUCAGGCAUUUGUAUAGAAAUUAAAGUCAGCCUCAUUCUAACUUCAAGGAGUUAAUGUAUCUUCCAGCAGUAAAAUAGUUAUUAUUUCUUUGACUAUUAAUAUUUCAAAAGAAUGUAUACUUUAAAAUCUCCCCUGUGCUGUAAAAUAUAUUUUGCCUAUUGGUUUUAGUUUGGUUAUUUGAAGUAGUACCACUAUCACCCUUUGGCCAUCCAUGGGACUCUACCUUUUUUUGUGAAUUAUGAAAAAUGUUGUUAUCAGGAAUUACUUGAGCUUACAAAAGUAAACUUACUUUACAAAGAUUGUUGUCUCAUUAAUAUGAAUAUCCCAAGUUAAGGAAGGAAGUAAACUGGACAUAAGAAGUUCCAAUGAGGAAGUUAUUUGCAUGGUAAAUGAUUUGUUUACUUUUCUAAAUGCAUGUCACAUGUGUUUGUGUGUGUGUAUGUGUGUUGAGCUGUUUAACUCAUUUACAACUGAGCUGGCAAGAACACUGUCAGCUAAACUUAUAGGCUGCUGCAGUUGAAGGUCAGUUAGAAAUAAAAAUAAGUCAUAUUUAAAUCUAGAUAAGACAGCAGAAAGAGCAAUGAUGAGAAUUGUGUUAUAUCUCUGUAAUAGUAACAGUUUUUGAAAGUUUUCAAAAUACAUUUACUGGAAAAUUUGAAACAUUUGUGAUUUUUAGCAUACAAUUAGAAGUCUCUUUAGGUAUGUUUUACAUUGCAAUUCUCUUGUAAUAGGUAUACUUAAGUCUAUUAAAGGUACAAUUCAUUCA
Jaculus jaculus (lesser Egyptian jerboa) is the source of this 1400-nucleotide messenger RNA. RefSeq names its product CDGSH iron sulfur domain 2 (gene Cisd2). Gene Ontology annotation, cellular component: intracellular membrane-bounded organelle; mitochondrial outer membrane. Lineage: Eukaryota; Metazoa; Chordata; Mammalia; Rodentia; Dipodidae. The record is from RefSeq and is a predicted model, not a curated record. Gene Ontology annotation, molecular function: 2 iron, 2 sulfur cluster binding. Gene Ontology annotation, biological process: regulation of autophagy; autophagy of mitochondrion. The transcript has 3 exons. Bases 54 to 461 code for a protein of 135 amino acids.